Oreochromis aureus is the source of this 996-nucleotide messenger RNA. It is a transcript of the gene tnni1d, whose product is annotated as troponin I, skeletal, slow d. Gene Ontology annotation, biological process: muscle contraction. NCBI's taxonomy places the organism in Eukaryota, Metazoa, Chordata, Actinopteri, Cichliformes, Cichlidae. The record is from RefSeq and is a predicted model, not a curated record. Gene Ontology annotation, cellular component: troponin complex. The transcript is spliced from 8 exons. Bases 148 to 717 code for a protein of 189 amino acids.
GACCAGACGUUAUAUCUGCUGUCCACUCGCCAUCGACCCCACAUAAAAAGCUGCCCAUUGUCUUCAGCAGCUGCUGUUUGACUCUCUUCACCUCCACAGACGCACAUUUACAGAAGUUGAAGUGAGGAGCACGACAGAUCCAGAGCGAUGAAUCCCAGAGGGGAAAAGCCGAAGUCGAAGAUUUCGGCUUCUCGCAAGCUCUCCCUCAAAAUGCUGCUCCUCACGAGAGCCUGUGAGGAUUUGGAGAAGGAGAGGCAAGAGAGGGAGGAGGAGAAAGUACGCUAUUUAGGAGAAAAGUUGCCUCCAUUGCAACUGUCUGGAAUGUCCCUGAAAGAACUACAAGAACUGUGCAAGCAGCUUCAUACAAAAAUUGAUAUUGUGGAUGAGGAGAGAUAUGACUGUGAAUCCAAAGUGAACAAGCAUAACAAAGAUAUCCAUGAGCUGAAGCUGAAGGUACAGGACCUUGGGGGCAAGUUCAAAAAGCCUGCUCUGCGAAAAGUGAGGGUGUCAGCAGACGAGAUGAUGAGAGCCCUCCUGGGCUCCAAACACAAAGGUUCAAUGGACCUCAGAGCCAACCUCAAGUCUGUGAAGAAAGAGGAUGUGAAACAGGACAAGGUGCUUACCAAUGAAGUAGGCGACUGGCGUAAGAAUGUGGAGGCCAUGUCAGGUAUGGAGGGCCGUAAGAAGAUGUUCGACACAGGCGGCGGAGCACAGUGAGAUCACCUCUAAAAGCAGGAAAAGUUAAGCUGUCUAGACAUAAAGUGGAAAACCUAACGGGAGACAAAUUGACCUGAAAGCUGCUGGAGUUUAGUUUGAGGUAAAAGCAAGUAUAAAUCCCAUCUGUGCUGCAUUUUACUUGAUAGCCAUUCAGUGUAACGACUCAAGGCACUUAAAGUGUAAAAUAAAAGUGUAGAACCCCAUGUUUUCUUUUGUUACCAAAGAAUAUUUUGUUUUGUUAUGUCACCUUAAGACAAUUAAAGAGGAUUUAAAUGAACA